AUGCGCCGCAGGGUCUGGAUGCUUAUUAUGGAUUUGGAUACAAUGCUUUCUCUCUCGGUGGGUCUGCCCCGACUUCUUCGAGAAUUUCAAUCAGACUCGGCUAUGCCGCGAAACCUCCUGGAUACCGAUUUCGAUGAAGACACAGUCGAGCUCCCACCCUCUCGACCACCCUCUUUCGAGGGCCCCUGUCAGUGGCUUGUGUCGAAGCACAGAGUCACAUCGAUUUACGGGAUUAUCACCGAUUUUUCCACCUCCAUCCGCCGUCCAAGCUAUGCAGAGGUAAUGCAUUUGGAUAAGCUUCUCUGCGAAACAUACGCGUCCACCCCAGAGAACUUGCGCGAGAAGCCCUUGAACAAGUCUCUCAUGGACAGCUCUCAGGUCACCAUCCGUCGUAUCCAAUUGCGGCUCUUAGUGUCCAAGGCAAAAUGCGUGUUACACUAUCGCUACUUAGCACCCGCAAGGACAGACGAGCGGUAUGCCUACUCUCGCAAGACCUGCAUCGAGGAGGCUCUCUGUAUAGUCCGGUACCAUCAUCUGAUGCAGCAAGAGACGGAGCCUGGUGGUCGUUUCUGGCGCGAGAGGUGGAAGAUAGCAUCACCAAUCAUGCGAGAAACUUGGGUUAUGGGGAGCACUUUGUUAUGUCUGGAGCUCAAUUUUGACUUAUCCGAUGGUGAUCCUAAUUCCAAGCGCAUACCGUUGUCUCAGAACACAAGAAAGCAGAUCAUCUCUGCUUUACGGAAGUCGCGUGCGAUCUGGUACGAAUCAAAUGAUACUCACAGCGAGCCUAAGCGAGCGAUGAAAGCGCUCGACGUGGUUUUCGAUAAGGUUCACAAACAGGACGAAGCCACGUCGCGAAAGGCCGCUGAACAGGCGACUGAGAAGAUGGGGGAGACGGUUCCCAAUGAAAAUUUAUCAGCAGAUUUUCUCAUGCAAGACAACGAAUUUUCAUGGCCUGAAUUAGAAAGCGCCAUGUUCUUGAACCAGUCCAUCAGCGUUCCAAAUUUUGAAACUGAUCUUUUUGAUUCACCUUUCACGCCGUCUGACGUAGCCCCAGACUUAUCAGGCCUUACCAACAGUGUCGACGAAAUGCUCGGUGUCUCCAUGAACUACCCUCGGUUCGAUCACUGA
Messenger RNA from Penicillium chermesinum, 1128 nucleotides. Its product is annotated as fungal specific transcription factor domain-containing protein. Gene Ontology annotation, molecular function: DNA-binding transcription activator activity, RNA polymerase II-specific; RNA polymerase II cis-regulatory region sequence-specific DNA binding. Gene Ontology annotation, cellular component: nucleus. Gene Ontology annotation, biological process: regulation of transcription by RNA polymerase II. The transcript has 3 exons. Bases 1 to 1128 code for a protein of 375 amino acids. The record is from RefSeq and is a predicted model, not a curated record. Lineage: Eukaryota; Fungi; Ascomycota; Eurotiomycetes; Eurotiales; Aspergillaceae.